CAUGUUUGACAGCGCUCGCGGCUGUGGGAGGGAGCGCGGAGGGAUUGUUUGAUGACAGCAGCUCGCGGCGGCGGCGCGUGAGCCCGUCACACACUCCCUUUGAAGUGAGCCGGUGGAAUCCGCUCUCCCGCUGACCCAUGAACCGGCGGCCGGUUCCGGUGCCCUGCACGGUGGCUUUCCGCUUUAGAGUCCGGGCAGCAGGGAUGUAAAGCCCGCCGCGGCGCCGCAUCUUCAGGCGCUUCUGACCGAACCGGGAGUCCAGAAGUGACGGAGAGGAAGAUGGAGGUCCAAAGUGCUGCUCAGCAGCAGGAGUCCUGCCCUCUGGACGCUCCUCGGGCGGGGCACGGUCAGCACAGUGAAGUCAAUGACAGACAGAUGGAUGCCAGCAGCAGGCCGUCCACCGACAACCACAGCAAGGACACAAAGCCGGCAAGCCAGAGAGACGACGCAAAGCCCAGUGCGGCAGUGAGAGGUUACCACAGCGGUAAGGCGGCAGGCCCGAGCUUCGGCGCAGGUCGGAGCGGCCACGCUGUCACUCGGACGGGUCUGCAGCACUGUAUGUCCCAGUACCCACAACACCCUGUGUGUACACAAACAGGCUACAACUACUGCACAGGACACACAACUCAGCCCUAUGCUCCACCCCCUCAUCCCAUGGCUCCUCCCAGCCCCAGCACCAACAGCUGCAGCCAGGGCGGCGCGGAGCAGCUAAGUAAGACCAACCUAUACAUUCGUGGGCUGCCGCCCGGGACCACCGACCAGGACCUCAUCAAGCUUUGCCAACCAUACGGAAAAAUAGUGUCAACUAAGGCUAUUCUGGACAAGAACACCAACCAGUGCAAAGGCUAUGGCUUUGUGGAUUUUGACAGUCCAGCCGCAGCGCAGAAGGCCGUGUCGUCUCUGAAAGCCACUGGAGUCCAGGCCCAAAUGGCCAAGCAACAAGAGCAGGACCCCACCAACCUGUACAUCUCCAAUCUGCCGGUGUCCAUGGACGAGCAGGAGCUGGAGAACAUGCUCAAACCCCUGGGGCACGUUAUCUCCACGAGGAUACUGAGGGAUGCCAAUGGAGUCAGCAGAGGAGUGGGCUUUGCCAGGAUGGAAUCUACAGAGAAGUGUGAAGUUGUGAUACAACAUUUCAAUGGGAAAUACCUGAAAACCCCACCAGGCAUUCCAGCCCCCACGGAGCCUUUGCUGUGCAAAUUUGCUGAUGGAGGGCAGAAGAAACGCCAAAGCCAGAGCAAGUACCCCCAGAACGGGAGGCCGUGGCACAGAGACGGCGAGACUGGCAUGGCGUUAACAUAUGAUCCUGCUGCAAUGCAGAAUGGUUUCUACUCUUCGCCUUACAGUCUCGCCACCAACCGCAUGAUAGCACAGACGUCCAUCACGCCCUUCAUCGCUGCUUCCCCCGUCUCCACAUAUCAGGUCCAGAGUACGUCAUGGAUGCCUCAUCAACAGUAUGUUAUGCAACCAACAGGUGCAGUGAUCACGCCAGCCAUGGACCCCUCCAUGUCCAUGCAGCCUGCCAGCAUGAUGGGCCCUCUCACCCAGCAGAUGAACCAUCUAUCUCUGGGCACUACAGGAAGUUACAUGACUGCUGCAGCCGCUGCAGCUCCUAUGCAAGGGACCUACAUUCCCCAGUACACUCCUGUGCCUCCGACAGCCGUCCCCGUGGAAGGAGUGGUGACAGACGCCUCGCCUCAGACCGUGGCUCCUUCGUCACAGGAGCUGGGGGGCCAGCAGCAACAGAUCCAGGUGGACGGGGCCGCCGAUCACGUUCCCGCGUACUCAUACCAGUCCAAAUAGCAGCGGCCUGAGCGAGUUCCUGUGACAGCGUUGCCUUGAGACAGAAGGUGGCUGCACUGUGAAUGUGAGGGAAAAACAAAGAGAUUGCUUCCAGAUUGCCCAGGCACCAAAAAACCAACAAAAAAACAAAAAAAAGACACUUUUUCAUUUCCUACCUGGCCCACGAGAAGAAGAAGAAGAAGAAGACGGCGGCGGCGGCGCAGUCCGGACGGACGAGGGGAACUCGUUGGUGCAAAGGAGUCUGGGAACCUGGCUAAAGGGCUGGGCUAAAGCUUGAAACGUUUCUCAAAGAAAAAUUCUCAACCAGUAAAAAAGAAAAUGACAAAAAAAAAAAAAAAAAA
Oryzias melastigma (Indian medaka) is the source of this 2144-nucleotide messenger RNA. RefSeq names its product RNA-binding motif, single-stranded-interacting protein 3. Gene Ontology annotation, cellular component: cytosol; ribonucleoprotein complex; nucleus. The coding region runs from base 280 to 1803 and encodes 507 amino acids. The record is from RefSeq and is a predicted model, not a curated record. The transcript has 16 exons. NCBI's taxonomy places the organism in Eukaryota, Metazoa, Chordata, Actinopteri, Beloniformes, Adrianichthyidae. Gene Ontology annotation, molecular function: poly(A) binding; mRNA 3'-UTR binding; poly(U) RNA binding.